Molecule: messenger RNA, 630 nt
Organism: Gongylonema pulchrum
Lineage: Eukaryota; Metazoa; Nematoda; Chromadorea; Rhabditida; Gongylonematidae
Source: the annotation of a GenBank genome assembly
CGUGCGGGUCGAACAGGACCUGGUGUAUGCUAUCGCCUAUAUUCGCGAGAUCUUUUUAAUAAAAUGGAUCCCUUCACAGUUUCUGAAAUAAACCGUGUCUCGUUGGAGUCUCUGGCCAUGCAGAUUGUUAACAUGAAUCUUGGAAUUUCGCCGCUCGAUUUCCCGUUUAUUGAAAAGCCGAAUAUGGCUGAUUUGGAGCAAGCGCUUGAUGGGUUGUGGAAACAGGGGAUCUUAGAAGCAGGAAGUACGAAAGCACUCACACCGCUGGGCAAAAUAAUCGCGAGCAUUCCGGUGGAAAUUCCCAUUGCAAAGGUCCUUGUUUGCUACAAAAUCUCUGAUGAAAUAAGUUCAGAAAUUAAAGUGCUUAUAUACGGUUGUGUUUUUGAACAAAUUGAAGCUUCAUUAACAAUUGCUGCCAGUUUAGCAACAAGUUCUCCGUUCACCAAUCGAUCAUUUCGUGAGCCCGAUAUCUUGGAUCGUCGAAAAAACAUUAUGUCCGAUAGCGGAGAUCCAUUUGCUUUCAUGAAUGCUUACAGAGAAUUUGUGGAAAUACAAGCAGAACGCGGUGAUCUACGUCGAUGGGGUAUUGAAAAGGGUAUAGACAUUCAGCGGAUGUAUGAAAUCAGGUAG